Dovyalis caffra is the source of this 555-nucleotide messenger RNA. The record is from the annotation of a GenBank genome assembly. Lineage: Eukaryota; Viridiplantae; Streptophyta; Magnoliopsida; Malpighiales; Salicaceae.
AUGGCUUCUAAAAUGCUUCUUGUUUUGCUUUUUAGUGCCUUAGUUUGCUCCACCAGUGCCAGGAAACUUGUCAGCACUGGAAAGGGUUCUUUUGAGGAUGGGAAAAAUUUGUUUGGCGGCGGUGGCUUAGGUGGUGGAGCUGGUGGAGGUGGUGGGUUAGGUGGUGUAGGUGAUGGUGGGCUAGGCAGUGGAGCUGGAGGAGGAUUGGGUGGGGGUGCUGGUGGGGGAGCUGGAGGAGGAUUUGGAGGGGGUGCUGGUGGGGGUGGAGGAGUAGGUGGUGGUGCUGGUGGCGGGUUUGGAGGUGGUGCUGGUGCUGGUGGUGGGAUUGGAGGUGGAGCUGGAGGUGGAGCUGGAGAUUUGGAGGAGGAGGCGGUGGUGGACUUGGGGGCGGCGCUGGUGAAUCGAAAUGCAAAGCUAAACUGCAAAACCAUAAAGAAUAAAUCCGAUGAUCAUAAAUCUAAUCUCUGUGGAAAGUUUGCUUUUGCGGCAGUGGAUAUUGAUCUUGAUAAUCCGUCAAAGGAGCUAUUCAAGUUGAAGACAUUGAUCAAAAGAUAA